Molecule: messenger RNA, 1825 nt
Organism: Dunckerocampus dactyliophorus (ringed pipefish)
Lineage: Eukaryota; Metazoa; Chordata; Actinopteri; Syngnathiformes; Syngnathidae
Product: cathepsin A-like
Exons: 11
Coding region: 133-1518 (461 amino acids)
Biological process (GO): proteolysis
Molecular function (GO): serine-type carboxypeptidase activity
Source: RefSeq, a predicted model, not a curated record
ACGUUAGUCACGUGAUGAUCACAUGACGUUUACGAGGAAGUCACAAGCUACGGUAUAAAAUACCCCUCUCUUUUGGCUCUCUAACGCACGGGCUUUCAUGUUGUUUCGGUUCCUUGUCAGGGAGCUUUUAAGAUGUUAGCCGCUGGCCACUAUGUAGCUUUGCUUGCAGCGUUCCAGCUCGGCUCUUGGGCUCACUAUGCCCCCGACGAGGUGACCCAUCUCCCCGGUAUGACGUUCAAACCCAGUUACCGUCAGUGGUCGGGACACCUGCAGGCACGACCUGGCAAGUUUUUACACUACUGGUUUGUGACCUCUCAGAGGGACCCGGUCAAAGACCCGCUGGUGCUGUGGCUAAACGGAGGCCCAGGCUGCAGCUCGCUUGAUGGAUUCCUAUCAGAGAAUGGACCCUUCCAUGUAAAAGAUGACGGAGCCACUUUGUAUGAGAACACUUUCAGCUGGAACAGGAUCGCUAAUGUGCUCUAUUUAGAAUCUCCUGCAGGGGUUGGCUACUCCUACUCCAGUGAUGGCAACUACACCACUGAUGAUGAUCAGGUCGCUGAGGACAAUUACAAAGCACUGCAGAGUUUUUUUGCCAAAUUCCCAAGCUUCACUCGAAAUGACUUUUUUAUCUUUGGAGAAAGUUAUGGUGGAAUUUACACACCAACUCUCAGCAUGCGCAUCGCUUCAGGGGAAAACGGUAUCAACUUUAAGGGUUUUGCAGUGGGAAAUGGUCUCAGCAGCUAUUCACUCAAUGACCAGACGUUAAUAUAUUUUGGUUACUACCACGGCCUUUUUGGAGAAGACUUGUGGCGUGAUUUAAACCAGUAUUGCUGUGAGAAUCAAAGGUGCGACUUCUACAACUCCACUUCGGAGAAAUGCCUGAUUCUGGUGAAUGUGGCCUUUCAAAUCGUGUAUGAUAGUGGUCUUAAUGAAUACGCACUUUACUUGAAUUGCGAAGGCCGCCGGGGGUUUCACAAAGGCUACGAGAGGGCCAUGAGUCACCUGUUCAAGGGUUACAGAAAACGCAUCACAGAGAUUUCAGGUGUAGCGCCGUUCUCUAUUUCUCUGGAAGAGGUACCCCCCUGCAUCAACAGCACAGCUCAAGCCAACUGGCUCAACAGAGGCGACGUGAAGAAAGCUUUGCAUAUUCCUGACACGCUGCCAUCAUGGGACCUGUGCAGUGAUGCUGUCGGGCAGAAUUACACCAACCUGUACCCAUCAGUGAAGGAAGUCUAUUUGAAGCUGCUUUCUUGGGGCCUCCGAGCGCUUGUCUACAACGGGGACACAGACAUGGCUUGCAACUUCCUUGGAGAUCAAUGGUUUGUGGAAGACCUCGGCAUUCAGGCUUCAACAAAGUACCAACCCUGGUACCAUGACAAACAGGUGGCAGGUUUCUACCAGCAGUAUGGAAACAUCACCUUCCUAACGGUUAAGGGUGCAGGUCACAUGGUUCCACAGUGGGCGCCAGGUCCAGCCCUUCACAUGUUCCAGUCCUUCAUUACAAAUCGCUCCUACUGAGCCUUCUUUGUUGGAAAUGUGCGUUGAUAAACAUGCAGUUAUUACACUUUUUGUCAGGGAUUUUGAGGGGAAAAGGUAUGUUCUUACAGAACACGAAGUGUAGUUUGAGCUUUCUUCAUGUUGGACAUAUUUCAAAUCAUAUUUACCACAACUUUACAUAACCUAAAUUUGACUUUUUAGGCAGUGCAAAGAAGUGUCAUUGUCUGAAUUGUGAUGAAAAUCUAUUACACUCAAAUCAGUCUGCACUUUUCAGUCAUGCAAAGGGACUUGAAGCUGGUUUCAUUAAAAUUGUAUUUAAAAAAAUAUA